AACAGUCAACACAAGAGAGGGCAGUUCUUACAACAAUCUGAUUGUCUGAUGCGUGCAAGUAACAUAAACUAAGCCUAGAUCUAGAUCUAUGUGUUGACUGUUUGUUACUUGCUAGAUUUCUAGAUUAGAACACAGUGGGUCAGUUCUUUGGCCGCAUUUUAGCCUAGGACCGUUCAGACCUUUGCUUGUAAUUGUUUGUAGUUUGUGCUUUUCAUUGCAUCGAGUUUGAGUAACUUCAGCAAUAAUUUUGAUUGAAUAGUAGGUCGAGAUCUAGAUGUCUAGAUCUAGUUCUAUAUAUAGACCCCUUCCCUCACCUUCUCUGUGCUGUCUGAACUCUCAAUUGAUACUGUCUGUCAGUUGGAUCUAGAUCUAGACUAAAUCUACUAGAACUUAAGAGUACCACCAAGGCCAGCUCUGUUGACGAAGUACUAACGUGGAAAUCAACGUCAUUCAAAGAGUGAUUCCACAGUGAGUCAUGGAUAAAUCUGGUGAGAGUGAAGAAGUGACACAGACGAACGAAGAUCUUGUAGCAGUUCCUGAAGCAGAUGAUGACUCUACAAGAGGAAGUUUUGAUAGUGGAGUGGCAACUGAAGAUAUGAAAGUGGACCUGGAGUCUGAUGGGGUUGUUGAAGCGAUGACUUUGUCCGGAACUGAUGGGCAGGAGGAUUCUCAUCCUCGAAAAAGAAAAAGAGAAGAGGCAUUUAAGGCUGCAGACAAGAGCAAGUGGUCGUACAAACUGAAUGGUCAAGAUAUUGGACUAGCUUUUGAUGAAGCUGCCUUUCAGGUUGCCCGGGAGAACUUGAAAGGAUACCGAUACCAGCUUCAGGCACGACUGGCCAAGCCCCGCCCCCCUCUGCACAUGCAACAGCAGCUGAAGAAGAAGGAGGAUUUGAUUAACACGCUCAGGGAAAGGAUAAAUGAGCUGGAGAAAAUAUUGGAGAGCAAUAAAGACCUCUGUCCGUCUGGUGACGAAGAAAAUGAGGGGAGUUGUGAAAAGAAAACACCCACUCGGGAGCUUCUGCACUUCAUCAAACAGCUAGAGGAGGAGAAUGAGGAGCUGACCUCACAGGUACGGGAACAAGAAAGUAACAAUAAAAGCCUUCGCAAAGACCUCCGGAGACUGGAAGCAGAGUUGUACCGCUGCAAAUGUCAGCUGAUUGAGAACGGGAUCUAUACAGAAGCAGGAGCUGGGAAUCCAAAAGACAAAAGAAUCAAGGAACUUGAAGAAGAGAAUGAAAGACUUCAGUUGGCUUUGUACAAGACUGAAGACAAAGCGGCUGCUCGUGAGCUAGAACUGUGGAAGCAGACGGAGGAUCUGAAGCUGAAACUAAUAGAUGCAGAAAUACAGAACAUGAACGACUGGGCUAAGUACAGGGAAUGGAUGUCUCUCAAACAUGAGGCCUCAAAGAAGAUUGUUGUGGAGCAGAGGUCCAAACCGACCAUUGAUCCUACCGCUUUGCAAAGUCUACAGGACAGCCUGUCUGUGGUGCAGACAUCACAGCAGACGCUGAAGAAACUUGCAGAACUUCUGCCGUUGUCAGUGGAAACACAUGUUAAGGAGACAGGGAGACAGGUGCACCGUGCCCUCCUCGCUGUCGAGUGCAAUAACAAAGAGCUGCAGGCCAAGUACAGCCGCGAGAUGAAACUGCGGAAACGAUUCCACAACCAGCUGGUAGAACUCAGAGGGAACAUCCGUGUGUUUUGCCGUGUUAGGCCGUGGAUAAAGGAGGAUGGUGAUUGCAAGAUAACGGGGUCAUCUGUUCUGACCUUUGACCCAAUGGAUGAUGGGGUCCUCACUGUGGCCAACAAGUCACGGAGUCAGGACUUUGAGCUGGACAAGGUGUUUAACUGUGACGUGUCUCAGCGACAGAUGUUUGAUGAAGUGUCUGACCUCAUCUCUUCCGUGCUGGAUGGCUACAACGUUUGUAUCUUUGCCUAUGGUCAGACCGGCUCUGGGAAGACGCACACCAUGGAGGGCCCGCCAGAGGAUCCAGGAGUGAAUCAACGUGCUCUGAAGUUUUUGUAUGAGGAAGCGAGAGCGUCAGCGUGGCAUUACGACAUCGAAGCCAGUGUCAUGGAAAUUUACAACGAACAGAUUCGGGACCUAUUGAACCCUGACCCCAUCAACAACAAACUCGAGGUCAAACUUCGACCAGAGGGAGGACUGCAUGUCCCAGGUCUGGUCCGUGUGCCUGUCCACUCCCUGGAUGAGGUUAAUGAGAUUUCAGAGCAGGGUCGGCGGAACCGAGCGACCGCAGCAACCAACAUGAACGAACACUCGUCCCGAAGCCACUGUCUGCUGUGUGUGACGGUGACCGGACUUAACUCCGUCACUGGGGACAGAACCUUUGGUCGUCUAAACCUGGUUGACCUGGCUGGCUCGGAGCGAGUCAGCAAAUCGCAGGCGGACGGGGCUCGCCUCAAGGAGGCACAGAACAUCAACAAAUCUUUGUCUAGUCUCGGCGAUGUGAUAAAUGCCCUCAAGAACAAACAUUCCCACGUUCCGUACAGGAACUCCAAACUGACAUAUCUACUCCAGGAGUCUUUAGGCGGAGACAGCAAAACGCUGAUGAUUCUUCAAGUGUCCCCCGCGGAGAAGAAUCUGAGUGAGAGCAUUUGCACUUUGACCUUUGGCCAGCGAGUGAGGUCUGCGGAGCUAGGGGCAGCCACCAAGAGGCUGGAGGAAGGGAACAAGGGCACACCCUCCAGUGCUCGCCGGCCGCCUCAAGACACGCUGGGUACGCCCAGCUCUCAGCAAACUGGAAACCGAACCCCGAACCUGCCACGGUCGGCUACAGGACCAGGCAAACUGAAGUUCAAGUGAAAUUUGACAUAACAUCGGCGAAAAGAAGGAUUCAGAUUGUAAUGUAAACCGCUCUAGACUCUUGCUUUGUGUUCUGUAAGGUAUAGAGAUGGAAAAUGGUGCUGGCAUGGACUUGUGUUGUGUUAAAGUUUUUUUUGGUUUUUGUUCUUUUUACUGAGAAUGUAUUUUUCAAAAUUUGAAAAUGAUGGACACACCUUAUGAAAAAUAAUUGAGAAUAGUUUUCAUCAAAUGUCAAAAAUGAUUUUUCACAAGGGCCUAAUUUUUGUGAAUCCUUUGUGACCUUUCUAGUACAAAAGUGUGGGAGUUGUGAAUUUUUCUGCUCCUUUGUUUUUUCUUUUGGACUUGAAGGAAGCAACAACUUUAAAAAUAGUUCCCUCAAAAUUGUAGACAAAUCUGUGCUGGUCUAUUGAAUGACACACAGGUCAAUGUAAUUAGCUUCAGAAAUUAUGCACUCACUGAAGGAUUCAAUUUUGUGUGAAAUAGUACCAAGUUAUUUGUAUUUCAAAUGUAUUUUUUUUGCCACAAAACUUGAAAGCAAAGUUGUUUGCAGAUUGUUCGCCAUUCUUGUUCAUUUGUUGCAAGCCUUGUCGUCUCAUAAUGCCCUCAUAACCUUUGUUUGUUUGUUUUAAUAAAGGUUUUACGGCGCUCGCAACUGCGUAAGGUCAUAUGAGGGCCAGAUCAUAACCUUUAUUAUCCUGCCGAACCUUUGGCGGGUGCUCUGGUGAAGUUUGCUCCUUCUCUCCUAUCAAACAUCUAUCAUC
This is a messenger RNA of Aplysia californica (California sea hare), 3585 nucleotides long. Its product is annotated as kinesin-like protein KIFC3. Bases 476 to 2824 code for a protein of 782 amino acids. The transcript is spliced from 22 exons. Gene Ontology annotation, molecular function: ATP binding; microtubule motor activity; microtubule binding. Lineage: Eukaryota; Metazoa; Mollusca; Gastropoda; Aplysiida; Aplysiidae. The record is from RefSeq and is a predicted model, not a curated record. Gene Ontology annotation, biological process: microtubule-based movement.